CGCCCUCCCUGGCUCUUCCCUCCCCGCCCGCCCUCCGCAGGUUCUCACGCUGGUCUUGUUACCCGCCCCCUUCCCGACUCGGGGGCUCCCGGACCCUAUUUGGUCAUCCGGAGGGAGCGCCGAGCGAGCGAGCCAGGCAACCAGCGCGGAGCCAGCGCAGCGCGCCGCAGGGACGGAAGGGUCCACGUUGCGGGCUCCGCUCAGCGCCUGGGGAGCGAGGACUGGCGUUGGACGCAGCCUCCGCGCAGAUCCCGCGCCACUCUCUGCCCCACCGACCGGCCUGCCUCUUUCGGAACAAUGAGACUCUCCGCCGUAGCGACUUCGGCUCCCUUACUCGUGGUUGCGCUGCAGGUGCUGUUCCUCUUGGAAGCUGCGCACAGCCAAAACACGGGUAAAGAUGCAAAGACAAACCACACCACAAGUGAAAUUCUGCAAGAUAAGACCAAUGGCACAGAAGUCCAAUCCAACGUGACAUCCACCAUCAAACCUGUGACAACUACACCAGCGUCCCAGAGCUCAUCUGCUAACACAACCGCCUCUAUCAACAAAACUACAGAAAAACCUCAGGUAACAACUAAACUCUCAACACCUGGGACUAACACCACCGUGAAACCAUUGACAACAACAAGAAGCACAACAGCCCACAGUGCCUCAAAAUCAUCAGCUGCCACAGCCAGCAACAACAGUACAGUGACAACCAUGGCUACACUGGCCACAGCCAACAUCAAUGCCAAAAUGAACAAAGGAUCAAAAUUUGAUAUCGGCAGCUUUGUUGGUGGUAUCGUACUAACUCUGGGAGUUUUAUCUGUUCUCUACAUUGGAUGCAAAACGUAUUAUUCAAGAGGCAUUCGAUACAGAACCAUUGAUGAACAUGACGCUAUCAUUUAAAGAAAAUCAUCCAAGUACCAACACAAAGGAAGAAGAUGGUGCAACUCUCAUCAUUAAUUUCAGAAAGUUUCCCUCUUGAAAAGCAUAUAAACAGACCAUACCCACCAAGUUAAAAUAUGUUCUAUGAAUGUGUAAAGCUUCUCCAUGGUCACUAAAGGUAAAAAAAAAAAAAGUGGUUGCAUUUGUUUUCAUGUUUGUAUUUUAAUGAAAAGACUUGAUGGUUUCAAGUUCACAAAUUAACACAAAACUUGUAUCCUCUCCCCACAAACACGCUUAAAAACAAAUUAGUUUUGACAUCGUAAAAGCCAUUUGUGGUGCUGUAAAAUUGGAUCCAUAGAGUCAGCAAUUGGAAGGCAUCCACACGGAAAGGCAGGGAUAUCAUCUGGGCAUACGUCCACAUGGGGUGGGGGAGGGACCACUGCUGCCAUGGUUGAUCAUAACUCUUAGUCUUUGAAAGUACCCUUACCGUGUGAGCACAAAACUUCCAACCGCUGGUAUACCCCAGAAAGUAGAAGCCUUCCAGUUUGCUGAUGGUACAGAUAAAGCAGAAACUACAUGCCAGCUAGCAGAUAUUGGGGGUGUUAAUAAGUCUAAAAAUUCGAACCUUGUUUCAACAUGCUAACAGUACACAUACUAUUCAAUGCAGUUUAUUACAAUCCCUCUCCAAGCACUCCCUCCACAAAGAAACCCCAAACUUUUAAGAGUAAUCCAGAAUUUUUGCUUCAGAGUUUUACAUGGGGCUGUAUUCCAUUAAGGACUGCCAGCUGGGGAGUUUGGGUUUUUAUUUUUUAAGUACUUCAUUUGAGCUUUUAAUGGUAGUUGGUAGGCAAUCUUAUUUUUACUUUUCCUUGUCAUGGGUUCAGUGAAUUAUGUUUUACAUGAUGUGAUUUUACAUACUGGCUGUUUGGAACAACCAAAUCAAAUUGGCAUGACAGGAAAGAACUUACACUGUAGUUUUUUUUUAAUACUGUGAAAAUUUAGAUUGCCACUGGAAAUUGUGCUUUUGAUUCAGCUACAUUCAGAAAUGUCUAAGGAAGUCUCUCCCACCCUCAUUUAAAACAAACAACUUUGCUCUUUUUGUGAUUCAUGGCCUCUUUUAGGACAGUGUAUAUAGUUAGGGAUAAUGAAAGCACAGUGUAUUCCUGGGACACUUGUAUUAUAAACAAAAGUAUUGUUGGGCAUGAUUAGGAGGAAUGAAGGGCCCAGGGAUUAUUCUUGGUGUUUGACCCAGUAUGUAGCCCAGCAUGUAAAUCUCAGGGCAAGUCAUGAUUGGGGUAUCUAGUCCCACUGAAAAUGAAUUUCUAACAGACAACCAAAGUAAACCACAAUAAAAUCUAGAUAUCUAGGAUGCAAUGAAGACUUCCUUAAACACACUUUGAAUUAACAGGAGCAUAAGGAAUAUUUUUCUAGCCAGUUCUUCUUUGCAGCAAAUCCUAGGCAUCAAAUGGACAUUAAAGUACUGCCUUCUUAUUAUAUUCAGUGGCCACAGGAUGUGAUAAAUGUAGGAACAGUAGCCACUGAUCCCAAAGAUUAGACUGUGUAGUGAGAGUCCGUUUGACAUUGCAUUUAGUAGGGAAAUUUUUGUAUGGCAUACAUGCACAUACUUUGAGGAAGGAUAUGGACAAAUAGGCCAAACAGGAGACUGAGUUAUAUGCUACUGACUUCCCUGACCCUGUGUCGGUCAUUCAACCACUCACUGCAUUUGUUUCUUCCUCUGUAAAAUAAGAUGAGAGAGAAUAGGAAGGCCUGCCUUCUUCCCAGGUCUGGUGCAAGAAUGGGGCUGUAUUCUGUUUGUUCCAUGCCCACCUUGUGAGCCUGUUGUUUGAAGUCUACAGGAACUUGUGUGGAGUAGGCCUCCUGAGUUUUUCUAAAAUACUCAUGUCGCACUUUGAAGAUGACAAGCUCCUGAAAUUCUGAAUAUCAUUAUUUGCUUUGAAAAUGUUCUACUUUGUCUUGUGCUUCUAAAGAAUUUAGAUAUUGCUUUUCUCUUCUUUACAUGACAAUAUAAUGUUAAUAUGAAAAUAUCAUUAUUUGCAAAAGCCAACUCUUGAUUAUCUGUUCCCAUGACCCCUCCCACACCCUCCAAAAUUAGCAGAACUAAUUACAGAUAAUGAGAAGUACCUUUGAAUUUGACUUUGGAUUACAUUCUGGGUUUUUUGGUUAUGUAUUGAUUUCCUUAAUUAUGUUGACAGACAUUUAUUAAAAUUAGUUUGCAUUUGGCUGACUUGACAACUGAUGAAGUUAGUCCAGGUGCACAGCUAGGUGAUGGGCAGAAACCAGCCCAAGCUUUAAAACAGUCUAUAGAUAACACACAGAAGGUAUAUCAAACAUAAGUAAUUGAGAGUUGGCAGCAUAAAAGUAAUUUUAAUUUUGUCUUUCCAGAAAUAUUUUUAAGGCAAAUUCUUGUUUCCUUUUUGUUUUUCCUUUUCUUUUGUUAUAGUAACCACAAUUUGGGUAUAUUGUUAUUGCUGAGGUCUAUUUUUAGAUAAGUAAUAAAAUGAAAAUUUGCACUUCA
Dromiciops gliroides (monito del monte) is the source of this 3403-nucleotide messenger RNA. It is a transcript of the gene TMEM123, whose product is annotated as transmembrane protein 123. The record is from RefSeq and is a predicted model, not a curated record. Lineage: Eukaryota; Metazoa; Chordata; Mammalia; Microbiotheria; Microbiotheriidae. Gene Ontology annotation, cellular component: cytoplasmic vesicle. The transcript has 4 exons. The coding region runs from base 298 to 888 and encodes 196 amino acids.